UAUUACUUUUAUUUUGCUGGGAUUUCCCUGGAUGGUCUGAGCACAGUUCCAUGCCCCCACGGCCAUGCCCGGCUCCGCUCCACAUGUUCCUCUGAGUGAGCCCCGCGGGCCCUGAGCUGCCGCCGCCGCCGAGGACGGAACAUGUAUCAGGGUCUGGCCCUCACCCCCAACCAUGGCCAGUCGGCUUAUUCCCACGACUCCAGCAACUUCCUCCACUCGUCGGCCGGCUCGCCCGUCUACGUGCCCACCACGCGGGUGCCCUCCGUGCUGCAGACGCUGCCCUACCUGCAAGGCUGCGAGCCGCACCAGAGCCACCUGGGCAACGCCCCGGGCUGGGGGCAGAGCGGCGGCGAGCCCGCGGCGUUCAACGCGGGCAGCCCGCACCCGCCCUCGGGCUUCUCGUACUCGCACAGCCCCCCGGGCAGCAGCCCCUCGGGCCGCGACGGCGCCUACCAGGGGCCCCUGCUGCUGGGCGGCGGGGGCCGGGAGCAGUACGGCAACGCCUUGGUGCGCUCCGUUAACGGGUCCUACUCCAGCCCCUACCCCGCCUACGUGACCCCCGAGAUACCGCCUUCCUGGACGGCCGGACACUUUGAGAGCAGCGUGCUGCACAGCCUGCAGACCAGGCAGGCGGCCUUGCCCGGCCGCAGGUCCACUUUCGAGUACCUGGAGGAGUUCCCCGGGGACGGCCGCGAAUGCGUCAACUGCGGAGCCAUGUCCACCCCGCUCUGGAGGAAGGACGGCACCGGGCACUACCUGUGCAACGCCUGCGGGCUCUACCACAAAAUGAACGGCAUCAACCGGCCGCUCAAGCCGCAGAAGAGGCUGUCCUCCUCGAGACGUGCUGGCCUUUGUUGCACUAACUGCCACACCACCAACACCACGCUGUGGAGGAGGAACGCCGAGGGCGAGCCCGUCUGCAACGCCUGCGGCUUGUACAUGAAGCUCCACGGGGUACCGCGACCUCUGGCCAUGAAAAAGGAAAGCAUCCAGACGAGGAAAAGGAAGCCUAAAAACAUUACCAAAGGCAAAGCCUCAACAGGAUCCACAACUUCAGCCACAAACUCCCCUUCUUCCAUCACCACCUCAGACAGCACGGUCACUUUAAAGUCAGAGCCCAGCACAACCUCACAGUACCCUGGACAAACCAUCGUGUCGGUGUCCCAGGCACAGAGCCAGUCGGACGAGGCGCUGCCCGGCGAGUUCAAGUUCGAGCCCGAGGAUUACAGCUUCUCUGGGGGCAGCAUGGCCCCGCAGCCCGGGCUGAGCGUGCCCCUCCGGCAGGACUCCUGGUGUGCCCUGGCGCUGGCCUAGGAGCCACGAGCACCCACAGAGAGCCUCGGGACCAACCUUUGUGGCUGUGUGACGGGCAGGAGAACAGCUGCCCCGGCGCCCUGCAUUGAGGAGCAUCCAGCACAGCCACAGGACAGGUUUCUCUUGGAGGAUGCCCUUGGGAAACGCCAGCUGGAUGGGGCUGGGAUGGCCCCACUGUGGCACCAGGUCCCCAAAAACUCAUCCUUCCCCAAGGCUGGAGCCUCCGUUUUCCUGGGGAAGGCCUUCCUCCUCUGAGAUGAAACCAGCAAAUAAAUGCAUCCCACAAUCUGUUUAUUCGCAGUG
Molecule: messenger RNA, 1617 nt
Organism: Zonotrichia leucophrys gambelii
Lineage: Eukaryota; Metazoa; Chordata; Aves; Passeriformes; Passerellidae
Gene: GATA5
Product: GATA binding protein 5
Exons: 7
Coding region: 142-1314 (390 amino acids)
Biological process (GO): positive regulation of transcription by RNA polymerase II; negative regulation of transcription by RNA polymerase II; cell fate commitment
Cellular component (GO): nucleus
Molecular function (GO): DNA-binding transcription factor activity, RNA polymerase II-specific; RNA polymerase II cis-regulatory region sequence-specific DNA binding; zinc ion binding
Source: RefSeq, a predicted model, not a curated record